AUGCAGGCGGUUCGAAGCAGCCUCAUUUCACCCCAGAUUCGGCCAACGCGGUUCGAAGCCUCCGGCUGCCCCGGGGCGCGGGCGCGCUCCAGGACCCGGCGACGCAGACGCAGGACGCAGGACGCAGAUGCAGACGCAGACGCAGACGCAGCCGGGCUGGGGGAAGGGCGCGCGAAGGAGCCCGGAAAAACGACGCCGGGCUUCUUCGCGCUACCCCAGCGAGAGGAGAGGAAGGACCCCAGCGAGACCCAGCGAGAGGGAGGAAGGACCCCAGGAGACCCAGCGAGACCCCAGCGGAGAGGAGGAGGACCCCAGGAACCCAGCGAAGAGGAGGACCCCAGGAGACCCCAGCGAGAGGAGAGAGGGACCCCAGGAGACCCCAGCGAGAGGAGGAGGACCCCAGGAGACCCCAGCGAGAGGAGAGGACCCGGGAGGACCCAGCAGGAGGAGGAGGACCCCAGGACCCCAAGCGACCCCAGCGAGAGGAGGAGGAGGACCCCAGGAGACCCCAGCGAGAGGAGGAGGAGGACCCCAGGAGACCCCAGGAGGGACCCCCAGGAGACCCCAGCGAGAGGAGGAGGAGGAGGAGAUAGCGCUGCCCGAACGCCCGUCCUCCCAUCUCUUCACGGGCGCCGACGAAGCACCCGUAUGCGAAGGGCUCGUCGGCGUCGGGGAGUCGGGAGUCGGCGUCGGCGUCGGGAGUCGGCGUCGGGUCGGGAAGUCGGGAGUCGGGAGUCGGCGGGAGUCGGGUCGGGAGUCAGUCGGCGCGAAGUUCGGGAGUCGGCGUCGGAGUCGGGAGUCGGAGUCGGAGUCGGGAGUCGGCGUCGGGCGGAGUCGGGAGUCGGCGUCGCGGGAGUCGGCGUCAUCGGGAGUCGCGUUCGGGAGUCGGCGUCGGGAGUCGGGAAGUCGGCGUCGGGAGUCGGCGUCAGUCCGGAGUCGGCCGUCGGCGUCGGCGUCGGCGUCGGGAGUCGGGAGUCGGGAGUCGGUCGGGAGUCGGCGGCGUCGGCGUCGGCGUCAGGAGUCGGGAGUCGGGUCGGCGUCGGGCUCGGCGUCGGGAGUCGGCGCUUCGGGAUCCCGAUGGCGCGCGACCUGGAAGUGACCUCGUUGCCUUGA
Molecule: messenger RNA, 1113 nt
Organism: Penaeus vannamei (Pacific white shrimp)
Lineage: Eukaryota; Metazoa; Arthropoda; Malacostraca; Decapoda; Penaeidae
Source: RefSeq, a predicted model, not a curated record